Molecule: messenger RNA, 3425 nt
Organism: Scophthalmus maximus (turbot)
Lineage: Eukaryota; Metazoa; Chordata; Actinopteri; Pleuronectiformes; Scophthalmidae
Product: transcriptional repressor CTCF
Exons: 13
Coding region: 153-2432 (759 amino acids)
Biological process (GO): regulation of transcription by RNA polymerase II
Cellular component (GO): nucleus
Molecular function (GO): DNA-binding transcription factor activity, RNA polymerase II-specific; RNA polymerase II transcription regulatory region sequence-specific DNA binding
Source: RefSeq, a predicted model, not a curated record
UAGGCCCACUCUUGUAAAGCGGGAGAAAAACAUUAGCCCGCCGCUCAGUACCUGCGCGCCGACCACAGCGGGACCGACGAGAUCCACCGCGGGCGCCGAGACACCAAGCGGAUAUAAGGAGGGAAGGAACCCGACGGGAGGUGUCGGUUGCCAUGGAGGGUGAGGUUGUUCCCAUGGAGACCACUCAGACUACUGCCCUGACUCCAGAUGGAAAGGUCCUGCCGGACGGUGUAGGGGACUUGAUUCAGGAGGCGGCAAUAGCUCCACAGGAGGGGGUGGCUGGAAACAUGGAGAUGAUGGUGAUGGAUGCUCUUGAUCCGACUCUGCUGCAAAUGAAGACUGAGGUGUUGGAGGGAGGUGGUACCGUGACUGUUACUGGUGGAGACGAGGGUCAGAUUAUCACGCUCCAGGUGGUGAAUAUGGAGGAGCAAGCAGGUGCAGCAUUAGGCCUUGGUCAGCUUCAACUGGUUCAGGUACCAGUCACAACAACUGUUGAGGGGCUCCAGGCCACCUAUGUUGAUGCAUCAACUGCCAACAAGGACGUUGAGCCAGUUAUAUGUCACACUCUUCCCUUGCCUGAGGGCUUCCAGGUGGUAAAAGUGGGUGCGAAUGGUGAAGUGGAGACUGUUGAACAGGAGGAGCUCCAGGCAGCCCAUGAGGAGCUUCAGGGGACUGUAGGAGAGGAGGUGGAGGAGGAGGAAGAAGAUGCAGCAGAAGUACAACCACCUGUGGCUCAGGAAGAAGACCCAGAAUGGACAAAGGACCCAGACUAUCAGCCCAUCACCUCUAUACGGAAAUUUAAGAAGGGAAAGAAGAGCCGCCUGCGCUACGCAGAGGACGACCGUGGCAUGGAUGUUUCUGUGUAUGACUUUGAAGAAGAGCAACAGGAAGGGCUGCUAUCGGAGGUCAAUGCUGAGAAGGUUGUGGGCAACAUGAAGCCACCAAAGCCCACUAAAAUCAAGAAAAAGGGUGUAAAGAAGACUUUCCAGUGUGAACUGUGUAGCUACACCUGUCCAAGGCGCUCCAACCUGGACCGACACAUGAAGAGCCACACAGAUGAGAGACCACAUAAGUGUCACUUGUGUGGAAGAGCUUUCAGAACAGUCACACUGCUGAGAAACCACCUCAAUACACACACAGGCACUCGGCCACAUAAAUGCACAGAUUGUGACAUGGCAUUUGUGACCAGCGGUGAGUUGGUGCGUCAUCGUCGCUACAAGCACACUCAUGAGAAACCAUUCAAGUGCUCCAUGUGUGACUAUGCCAGUGUGGAGGUGAGCAAGUUGAAAAGACACAUCCGUUCUCAUACAGGGGAGCGACCCUUCCAGUGCAGUCUGUGCAGUUAUGCCAGCAGAGACACUUACAAGCUGAAGAGACACAUGAGGACACAUUCUGGUGAGAAGCCAUACGAGUGCUACAUCUGCCAUGCCCGUUUCACACAGAGCGGCACCAUGAAGAUGCACAUUCUGCAGAAGCACACGGAGAAUGUGGCUAAGUUCCACUGCCCCCACUGUGAUACUGUCAUUGCGCGCAAGAGUGACCUUGGUGUUCAUUUGCGGAAGCAGCACUCUUUUAUUGAGACGGGUAAGAAAUGUCGUUACUGUGAUGCUGUAUUUCAUGAGCGCUAUGCUCUCAUCCAACACCAGAAGACCCACAAGAAUGAGAAACGUUUCAAGUGUGAGCAGUGUGACUACUGCUGCAGACAGGAACGCCACAUGAUAAUGCACAAGCGUACACACACAGGGGAGAAGCCAUUUGCUUGCAGCCAGUGUGAGAAAACUUUCCGCCAGAAGCAGCUCCUGGACAUGCACUUCAAGCGCUACCAUGAUCCCAGCUUCGUCCCUACCGCCUUUGUCUGCAACAAGUGUAACAAGACAUUUACCCGCAGGAACACAAUGCUGCGUCAUGCUGACAGCUGCAAUGGUGAAAGUGGUGAAGAAGAAAAUGGAACCCCCACACCCAAAAAGGGUCGUCGUGGCAGAAAGAGGAAGAUGCAGGCCAGGACAACUGAUGAUGAGGACACAGAGUUGGACGAGGCAGAGGAGGAAGACGAGCUGCUAGCUGAGAUUGAGAUGGAACAGGCUUCACCAGUCGUCCCUAUCCCAGCACCUGUGGAACCACCGGUCAAGAGGAAACGUGGACGACCCCCAAAGAACAAGCCAAGCACGGCUGCAAUCAUCCGUGUCGAGGACGAGGCCACUGGAGAGGUUGAUGACAUCAUUGUGAAGAAGGAAGUCGAGGCCGAACAAGAUGACCAGGAGGAUGGCGAAGAGGGGGCUGUAGAGGAGGUGGUGGUCGGUGGAGAGAAGUCAACCAUUCAGAUGGAGGAGUUGUCCCAGGAAGAGGGGACAACACAGGAAGCGGAGUUGUCCGCGGCCCCACCCAACGGGGACCUGACCCCCGAGAUGAUCCUCAGCAUGAUGGACCGGUGAUGGACGUGAACCUUUAAACGCACCACAUCUUAAUUUUUAAUUCUUGGCAUUUAGGAUCACAAACACUUGCAUCCUGCCCAGUGACAAACAUCACUGUUGUAAUUUAAGAUUUUGAUUUUUAAUCAUGUAUCAACAAAGACUUGGAUGAAAUGAAAAAUAUUUUAAAUAAGGAUUUGCCUACCAAAAAAAUAAUUUUCAGUACAUUUGAGUUUGAAGUGGCUGUAAUUGACAGCAGUGUCUCAUUGUUGACAAUUGUUUCUCAGCUAUAUGUCUAUCUAACAAAAUCUCAUGGCUAUUUUUUUCCAAAAUGGUCCAAUUAUGUGUUUCAUCACACAUUAAAUUAAGACCGUUUUAUAGAAUUGUUUUUUCUUCCAACUAUUCUUAAAGUCUUCUGUUGUGUUAUACAACUGUUUCAUUGGGUAAAGGUUGUGAGGAGUUGUGGACCCUGCUUUAUUUUGGUGUCUAUAAUUCCAAUAAAUGUUAAAUAAUAAGUAGUUUGCACAUACACCUGCUCAGUAGUGGGGUUUUUAGAGGGAAGCAUAAUAGCAAAAACAAGUAUAUUAAGCUUAAGUUCAAAGUCGCUGUGAAACUAAGUGACAACCUUCAGGAAGAUACUGCCAUUAAUCACAGCCACUUCAAGAUAAGAACAUUUUAAUAUUUUUCCCUUUUUCUAUUUUAUUUGUUUUCCCCUGUGGUAACUAGGUCCCCUUUUAAGCAUUUGUUUUUAAAAGCUUAGUAGACUGCUUAUCUUAAGCUCCUUCCUCUUAUUGUAACACCCAUAGAUGAUGCAUAUGUACAUGUACUAAACAUUGUCUCUAAUAAGUGCAGGAAACACUGUUUUGUUCCAUUAUGUAGCCAUUCCACUUUGGGUUGAUGUUUUCUUUUGUACCAUUGGCAAUGCUAUGUAGCAGCUUGGAUGACAUUUUAUUAACUGUGUGGCAGAUAAAAACAGAUGUAUGACUGUACAACCAAUAAAAAAAAAUUGGACAUUGA